ACAGUUUUUCUCAAUUGCUAAAACACUAAACCCGGUUGUCUGAACCAAAUGCUCAGUGCCCUGAACCCAUUUAUUGAAAUGGUCAAUCUUUUGGCAGAACCUUAAGCACUUUUCACCUAGUUAGACACUUGCAACAACAACUUGCAAACAUAUUUUCACCCACUAAAACACAUUUGGCACUCUGAUGCACUUGGGCUGCAUAAUGUUAAGCACAGCUGGCAAAAGGGAAAUUCAAUGAAAGCACAGGUGUUUCAACUUAAACACUGCAACUCAAAAUUGAUAACACAUGUGACUAAUGAGGUGAAGACACCAAUAUAAGCCAGUCCAUGGGGCCCUGUUUGUUGAAGUCUCACUAUGGACAGAAACAAUCAGAGAGGCAGAGUAAGAGUAAGAGGUGGAAGAGGUGGAAGAGGAGGAAGGGGAGGUAUGAGACGAAGAACAAAUAUUUCAGAUGAAAUACGGGCAACUGUCAUAGACCAUGUUCUUGUCCACGGGUUGACAAUGAGGGAAGCGGGACUUCGAGUUCAGCCCAACCUAAGCAGAUUCACUGUGUCCACCAUAGUCCGAAGAUUCAGAGAAGAGAACAGAAUUACCAGAUUGCCACAUCAGGGAGGGAGGCCAUCUAUGUUGUCCCCACGCCAAGAGACCCUCAUUGUUGACAUGGUCCGUCAGAACAAUUCAGUCAAACUCUGUGAAAUACAGCAGAAGAUCGUUGACGACCAUGUUGAUUUUGAAGGCAUCACCAGUAUCAGCAUUUCCACCAUUGAUCGUGUCCUAAAACGCAACAGGAUGCGGAUGAAGCAACUGUACAGAGUACCCUUUGAGCGCAACUCAGAAAGGGUCAAGGAGCAAAGAUUCCACUAUGUACAGAGAGUGUUUCAACUGGAUUCCUCAGAACAACCACAUGAAUAUAUUUAUAUGGAUGAAGCUGGGUUCAAUCUGACCAAAAGGAGGAGGAGAGGCCGGAAUGUGAUUGGCCAACGAGCCAUUGUUACAGUUCCUGGCCAGCGUGGUGGCAAUGUCACUUUAUGUGCUGCAAUCAGCAAUCAUGGUGUUCUCCACCAUCAUGCCACAUUGGGGCCAUACAACACUCAACACCUCCUGACAUUUUUAAGUGAUCUUCGGGAUAUUGUGUUAGGGUUUCAGCAGCAGGAUCAUGAACAGACAGAGCAUCCUGUCUAUGUCAUUGUGUGGGAUAAUGUGAGUUUUCACCAUGCCGUGCAGGUCAGAGAGUGGUUCACUAGAAACCAAGAAUUCCUGAAUGUUUUCCUACCACCAUACUCCCCUUUCCUCAAUCCAACAGAGGAGUUCUUCUCUGCAUGGCGCUGGAAGGUUUAUGACCGACAACCCUACACCAGGGAAAAUCUCUUGCAGGCCAUGGAACUGGCCUGUAAUGAUAUAGGUGUGGAUGCAUGCCAAGCGUGGAUCCGGCACACUAGAAGUUAUUACCCACGCUGCCUGGCAAGGGAGAAUGUGGCCUGUGAUGUAGAUGAAGUCCUGUGGCCUGACCCAGCACAUCGACAUGAUGUUAUGUCGAUGACGAAGAACUAG
Astyanax mexicanus (Mexican tetra) is the source of this 1551-nucleotide messenger RNA. RefSeq lists its product as uncharacterized. The record is from RefSeq and is a predicted model, not a curated record. Bases 355 to 1551 code for a protein of 398 amino acids. Gene Ontology annotation, molecular function: DNA binding. Lineage: Eukaryota; Metazoa; Chordata; Actinopteri; Characiformes; Acestrorhamphidae. Gene Ontology annotation, biological process: regulation of DNA-templated transcription. The transcript has 4 exons.